Messenger RNA from Peronospora matthiolae, 1185 nucleotides. Lineage: Eukaryota; Oomycota; Peronosporomycetes; Peronosporales; Peronosporaceae. The record is from the annotation of a GenBank genome assembly.
AUGAAGGAACAAGUGUUCUGCGUGAUUCCUGAAGGCGUCGAACUUGACAGUACGUUCGACUGCCUGGAAUUGGUGAAGGCAAUUUACGGCCUCAAGCAAGCGUCGCGAGUGUGGAACGAGACGUUCGACGAGUAUGUGUGCUCCAUCGGAUUUCAAGUAUCGGACUUCGACCCAUGUCUCUACAUCAAGACUUCGGACGGCCAUUGCGUGUUUAUACUGGUCUACGUGGACGACGUCUUGGUGACUGGAAGCUCACUCGAGCUGAUUGCACAAACCAAGAACGACCUGAAGACGCGGUUCGAAAUAACGGACAGCGGCAAGUGUGCGUUUGUUCUUGGGAUCGAGCUUUUGGACGGUGAAGAUGGCAGUGUGACACUAUGUCAGCGUCGGUAUGUCGAUGAUAUCCUCAAGCGCUUUGGCAUGGAUGAUUUCAAGGCAGUCGCAAGUCCAGUCGACAUGAGCUCUCGACUUGUUUCAAGUGAUGCAACUACCAAGGUCGAUGCUCCUUUUCGCGAAGCUGUUGGUGCGUUGAUGCACCUGACCACUGCAACGCGUCCGGACAUUGCGUUUGCUGUGGGCUAUGUGUCGCGGUUCAUGGAAAAUCCCCAAGAAGAACACUGGGUUGCAGUUAAGCGUAUCUUUCGCUACCUACAAGGCACCAAGACGCAUGGAAUUUGCUACAAGCCAAGUGCAAGGAUCGACUUCCGUGGAUAUUCGGAUGCGGAUUGGGCUGGUGAUCUUACCGACCGCAAGUCAACAUCGGGGUACACGUUCAUGCUACUCGGUGCGCCAGUCAGUUGGGGCAGCAAGAAGCAGCCAAGUGUUUCGUUGUCCACGAGUGAAGCCGAAUACAUCGCACUCAGCUUGGCGAUUCAAGAGGGCAAGUGGAUUCAUCGUCUGCUUUGUGAGAUCGUGAUGGCUGCCAAUGAAGAAGGACCGGAACUCAUGAUCCAUGAAGACAAUCAGUCGUGUAUCAAGAUGACGAAGAACCCAGUCAACCACGGCCGUGCCAAGCACAUUGAUAUCAAGUACCAUCACAUCCGUGAUGAGGUCAAGCGCGGUGAAGUGAAGCUCAAGUACUGUGAAACUGCGGUGAUGUUAGCGGACAUCAUGACGAAGGGACUUCACGGGCCACGCCACAAGGAGAUGAUGGCGACUCUCGGGAUUCGUGAGCAUUCGGAUUGA